Molecule: messenger RNA, 999 nt
Organism: Harpegnathos saltator (Jerdon's jumping ant)
Lineage: Eukaryota; Metazoa; Arthropoda; Insecta; Hymenoptera; Formicidae
Gene: Sec8
Product: exocyst complex component secretory 8
Exons: 5
Coding region: 188-670 (160 amino acids)
Biological process (GO): chemical synaptic transmission; exocytosis; Golgi to plasma membrane transport
Cellular component (GO): synapse; growth cone membrane; exocyst
Source: RefSeq, a predicted model, not a curated record
AAAUAUGAACAUAUAUCUAUUUCAUUUUUUGAUGGAAAAAAUUUAAUGUUAGAAAACGAGUACAUCAUAAAUACAUGUAAAUUAACCUGAUAUAACCUGAUAUAAAAUAUGUGAUGGUUAAGUUUUGACCAUAUAAAAGUAAGGUAUCAUUAAAUUACCAUAUUUUGAAGCUGCAAAUAAUUUCAAGAUGAGUACAAUACCUCCUAUCAAACCACCACGUGGUAUCAAACCAACCAAAGAAACAAGUGGUCUGUUAAUAUCUGUAAUUCGUGCUCUAUCAGCAAGUGAAACAAAUGAACAACGUGAAAUUGAAAAAGCUAAACUAGAGAAAGAAUAUAAACGAAGUGACCAACGACUGGAUGAAUUAGUCUCCCUACAUGAUCAAGAUCUUACAGAAGUUAUGCAAAUAUUCAGUGCAUUGUCUGAAAAGGUAACAUCAUCACGAGAGAAGAUUCAUGCAGUUAAAGAGAAUCUGAAUGCCUGUAAACAAUUGUUGAGAUGUAAACGAGAGGAAUUACUUAACUUGUGGCUGGAAGGAAUAGAACACAAACAGGUUUUGCACCUUUUAAAAGAUGUAUCUGCAGACUCAUGUGGACGUAUGAUAUCUUUAACAGAGCCUGAAUCAUUAGCAUCAUCUAAUACAUCGCAUGGCCCUUUGGUAGAUCAAUAAAUAUUCUAAAAAAAAUAUAUCAACAGAUAUUAAUCUGAACAACUAUAAAUUUUAUUUAUAGUAAAGGUAGAAUUAUUAAUGGGGGAAUUAUCGAUGAUUUACGAUUGAUAGUUAUUAUCUAGCUCAACAAUUUUUGGCGCACUCCAAAUGCAAUGCUCACUAUAGUAAAUGUCUUUGCUUAUUUUGUGUGUUUUCAGGAAAAGUUUUUGUAAAUUCUCUUGUGAACCAUUAAUUCAUAGUUUUGCGUAAUGAUAAGGAUAUAAUUCAGUUAACAUAAUUUAGAUCAUAUAUUUUUCUUGUUAUGUAAAUAAACUAAGAUAUGUUUCUAA